CCCGUAAUGCAGUGCAGGAAGUAUGUUCAAUGUGUUAUGGCUGGUCCUUGCGUUGACGUGAGUGGGAUUCGGGGUGUCUUAUGUGAUACUCUAACCCCGCUGGGUUUUGAAGUUUACCCUUUCAAGAUUGGUUGGUACAACGCAGUGCUCUCCUCUUCGCUCCACCUUCCGUACUCCGAUGAUACGCUGGCGGUGGUGGUGUUGAGCACGCCGUCCAUGUUUGAGCGUGCCUUCCGACCAUUCCUAGAAAGUGGCAGCUGCGUGGGAGUCAACGACCCUAUUGACCAGUGUAUCAGACACUGUAUAAGUACCUGUGUUUCUCAGUGUUUCCCAGGUCAGGAGGUGAAUGUCAGCUACGACUACGAGGUGUUGCCGAACCGGAAGCCUAAGUUCCUGGCACAGACCGCUGCGCAUGUGGCCGGCGCCGCGUACUAUUACCAGCGUGCAGACGUUGCCGCGGACCCUUGGGGAGAGAAGAAGAUGUUUGGGGUGUGCAUCCACCCCAAGUUCGGCGGAUGGUUCGCCAUAAGGGCCCUGCUGGUGUUCCCGGGCGCGCCGGUGGGCGAGGAGCUGCAGCAGAGGCCUCCCCCCGACUGCGUGCCCUCCCAGGAGGCCAGAGUGGAGCUGCUGGAGAGGUUCAACUUCCGCUGGCAGGACUGGAGCUACAGAGACAUCGUCCCCGCGGCGGAGCGCUACUCCCAGGACCAGCGGACGUACUUCUCCACGCCUCCAGGCCAGCGGGCGACGCUCCUCGGGCAGUGGGGGCUGUUUUCAGCGGAGGACAGUGGCGCACAAGCCAAGAACUGAAGAAUGAGAACAAUGAGAGCUGAUACUUUAUGGAAGUCAUUUACAUGCUGAACAUGCUGGAAACACUACUUUCAGAGGCUGCAAAUUCUGCCCUGGCACUUAUGACAAUGAAUGUAUGUGUGUACAUUUUGCAAAUGUGAAAUAAUGAAGACCAAUAAACGUAAACUGACAUCUUUAUACACACACACACACACACACACACACACACACAAGGGGAAGGGGCUAAUAACUGUUUGGGUGCUGCGUCAUUUUCUUGUGUCAAACAUAAUUUGACAAAAUGUAUUAUUGUGUAUCAUAUAUGAGUUCAUGUUAUUUGAUUAAAAAGCAGGAAGAACUACAAACAUUUAGAAAAUUGUCUCCUGGGGAUAGCCAGGUGUAUGUCUUAGUUUUUUUGCUACUCAAUACAAUAUGUGAAAGUCAUGAGUGUUUGGUAUAAAAAUGGGAUAACCAAAUAAAACAGCUUCCAUGUUA
Anguilla rostrata (American eel) is the source of this 1278-nucleotide messenger RNA. RefSeq names its product metabolism of cobalamin associated C (gene mmachc). The record is from RefSeq and is a predicted model, not a curated record. Gene Ontology annotation, molecular function: demethylase activity; FAD binding; cyanocobalamin reductase (cyanide-eliminating) (NADP+) activity. Lineage: Eukaryota; Metazoa; Chordata; Actinopteri; Anguilliformes; Anguillidae. The coding region runs from base 7 to 807 and encodes 266 amino acids. The transcript is spliced from 4 exons. Gene Ontology annotation, cellular component: cytoplasm. Gene Ontology annotation, biological process: cobalamin metabolic process.